This is a messenger RNA of Helianthus annuus (common sunflower), 1862 nucleotides long. RefSeq names its product low affinity inorganic phosphate transporter 4. The transcript has a single exon. Gene Ontology annotation, cellular component: membrane. Gene Ontology annotation, biological process: phosphate ion transport; transmembrane transport. Gene Ontology annotation, molecular function: phosphate transmembrane transporter activity. The coding region runs from base 16 to 1602 and encodes 528 amino acids. Lineage: Eukaryota; Viridiplantae; Streptophyta; Magnoliopsida; Asterales; Asteraceae. The record is from RefSeq and is a predicted model, not a curated record.
ACUAAGACAAUAAGGAUGGAUCCCAACAAGUUAUCGGUACUUGAAGCUCUUGAUUCCGCUAAAACGCAAUGGUAUCAUGCCAAAGCCAUCGUCAUCGCUGGAAUGGGUUUCUUCACCGAUGCUUAUGACCUCUUUUGUAUUUCGACUGUGUCAAAGCUCUUGGGCCGCCUGUACUACGCAGACCGUGACCCCACAGCGCCUGGAAAACUCCCGGUUCACAUCAACAACGCUGUGUUAGGGGUCGCGCUUUGCGGAACCCUAUCAGGACAACUGGUUUUUGGCUGGUUGGGUGACAAGCUUGGCCGAAAGAAGGUGUACGGAAUAACCUUGAUUCUCAUGACAAUUUGUGCCAUCUGCUCCGGGAUUUCCUUUGGUAGCAGCGCGAAAUCAGUGAUUAGCACCCUUUGUUUUUUCCGGUUCUGGCUAGGAUUUGGUAUUGGCGGAGACUACCCUCUCUCCGCCACCAUCAUGUCCGAGUACGCAAACAAGAGUACGCGCGGCGCGUUUAUUGCAGCCGUGUUCGCCAUGCAAGGAAUGGGAAUUAUUUUCGCUGGUUUAGUAUCAAUGAUCGUCUCUCAUUUGUUCCUACAAGCAAAUCCAGCACCGAAGUUUGUAGACAACCAUGUGCUUUCAGUGCAACCUAACGCGGAUUAUGCAUGGCGAAUUGUCCUCAUGCUUGGAGCACUCCCAGCUAUCUUGACAUACUAUUGGCGCCUAAAGAUGCCGGAAACCGGGAGGUACACUGCGGUCAUUGAAGGAAACGCGAAGCAAGCGGCAGCCGAUAUGGGUAGGGUUUUGGACAUUGAGAUCGAGUCGGAGCAAGAGAAACUGGCCACGUUUAAAUCAAACAAUGAUUAUUCCUUGUUGUCUAAGAAGUUCUUUGAGCGACACGGGCUUCACUUGAUUGGAACAUCGACCACCUGGUUCUUGUUGGACAUUGCAUUCUAUAGUCAGAACUUGACACAAAAGGACAUCUUUCCGGUGAUGGGUUUGACAGAUAAGGCCCCGGACGUCAACGCUCUGAAAGAAAUGUUCCAGAUAUCGCGUGCCAUGUUUGUGGUGGCCAUGUUUGGUACGUUUCCGGGGUACUGGUUCACGGUGGCUUUCAUCGAGAAACUCGGUAGGUACAAGAUCCAACUCAUGGGAUUCUUCAUGAUGACUGUUUUCAUGUUUAUAAUCGGGUUCAAGUAUGAAUACCUCGCCACACAAGAACACAAAGUGUUGUUCGGUGUUCUCUAUGGCCUGACCUUCUUCUUCGCGAAUUUCGGCCCGAACAGCACGACUUUCGUUCUCCCGGCUGAGUUGUUCCCGACCAGGGUGAGGUCCACCUGCCAUGCCAUAAGCGCUGCCUCCGGCAAGGCGGGAGCGAUGGUGAGUGCCUUUGGGGUUCAAAGUUACACCGUGAGCAAUAACCCGAAACUGAUCAAGAAAGCGAUGAUCUUCUUGGCCGUGACGAAUUUGUUGGGGUUUUUCUUUACGUUCCUGGUGACUGAGACAAAAGGGCGGUCGUUGGAGGAGAUUUCCGGUGAAGAUGGAGGCAUGGACAAGCCGGAGACACAGAUGACUAGUAAUCGAGAUAUUAGUGAAGUUCAAGAGCCUUGAGGGUAGUCCAAAAUAAUUGCUCGAAUAUGCUGUUGGUGGCGAACAUCAGGAGAAGAAAAUAAUUGUUUGCCAUUUUGGCAUGUAAAAUAAGAUAUAAAUACAAUAAUCAUGAUUUCUCCUUCUUGGUUGGGAUAGCUAUUGUUAGUUGUUACCGUAUCAAGGUGGGAGGGAUUAAAUGAAAACCUAAGCUUCUUUAUCCUUUUUUAUCUCUAAAUUUUUAAGAAAAAAAGUGAAAAAACACACAAAAAAUCACUCCAUCA